Messenger RNA from Candoia aspera, 1476 nucleotides. RefSeq names its product ribosome binding factor A (gene RBFA). The transcript is spliced from 7 exons. The coding region runs from base 100 to 1152 and encodes 350 amino acids. The record is from RefSeq and is a predicted model, not a curated record. NCBI's taxonomy places the organism in Eukaryota, Metazoa, Chordata, Lepidosauria, Squamata, Candoiidae. Gene Ontology annotation, biological process: rRNA processing.
CUUGCAGGCCACCUCGACGUGGGCGGGCGGUGUGAGUGCGACCCGGAGGAAGCGCGUAUCCAGGCCCGCCUUCCAGACAUUCCAGAACGCUGGGUCGCAAUGUGGAGCGUUCGAAACGGCUUGGCCGCCGCCGCCACCUCCGUAGGAAAGCGGGCGAGUUUGCCUUGGCAGGGGCAGCGGCUUCCCGCUUUGGGAGGCCUUUCAGUGAUGACUUGCCCCAGCUGCUGCCAGGCUCUGCACUGCUCCAGACGACUCUGCCGAUCCACCAGUCAGCUGCUCAAGAAGUUCCUCGUUAAAAAAAAGAAGAAGUUUUGGUAUUCUAGUCCUACACUUGGCUCUCAAAUGCUAUCCAAACCAUCCAGCUUGACAAAUGCUUUAAAGCUUACACCUCCAAAGAUUAGGAAACAAGACAGCAUUCGUAAGAAAACUCUGAACGUUCUGCUGUUUCAUGCAGUGAGAGAUCUGCUGAGUACCCCUGACGCUGGCCAAGAACUUUAUGAUCUCAAUGUGGAAUUGUUUAAGGCAUCCCUCACAUCAGAUUUUUCAACAUGUCACAUAUAUUGGAAGAGUUCUGGCAACGCGGAACAGGAUGAACGUAUUCAGAAAGUUCUACAGAGGAAAGCAUCAUAUAUUAGACAUCUUCUUAUAUCAUAUCGUGUCCGGGUAAAUGUUCCUUCAAUAGUGUUUGUAAAGGACAAAGGGGAAGAUGCUGUAAGAGAGAUUGAGAAACUAUUGGCAAUUGCUGAUAUGGGGCCUGAAGAAGAAGAAAAUAAAUUAAUUCAGAAUGAUUUCAGUCAAGAAAGAUCCACCGUGGCUGAUACCCCUAUGGAUGCCAUCCCCACAAAUCUAUUUGGAAUUGAUCACAAAGCAUUAAAUAAGCAAAUAAUAGAAUACAAGAAAAUGAAAAAGGAUGAGCCAUGGGAAGGGACUUCGAUGUUAGAGUUGCAGUUGGCUGAGAUACGGCAACACCAAAAGAAGAUGAAAUGGAAGAAAGCUAGGAAAAUUUAUGAUGAUGAUGACCUUAAUCCUGAGGAAUAUUUGAUGGAUAGAUACAGUAAAGAAAAUUGGGACAGUGACGUUUUAUCUUCAGAGAAUGAGGAACUAGAGUAUAAACCAAAGGAAGAUGGCAAUGAAUUAGAAAAGGAAAAAUAGAACCAUCAACUUUAGGUGAAUUUGUAAAACUUUGGGUCAGUUUGAAGUAUCCCAUUACAAAACAUUCAGUCAAUGGAUUGUUGGAUUGAGAAUAUAUUGCAGAGCUGUGAAGUUUUCCUUACCAUUUCUCCUCCCAUCUAUGGAUUCCUUUCUCCUUUUCCUUAUUUGUAUAACCAUAGUUUGCUCUUAUAUUCCAACUUGGCAGCCUCUGGUUAGUUGUAUUAAAAUUUACUUGUAACCUGCUAUAACCCAUCUGGAAUCUUUUGAGUUGGGUGAGCUAUAAAAAGUGUAAAUCAAUAAAUAAACUUGUUUCAAGGUAUGGUC